This is a messenger RNA of Linum trigynum, 1678 nucleotides long. NCBI's taxonomy places the organism in Eukaryota, Viridiplantae, Streptophyta, Magnoliopsida, Malpighiales, Linaceae. The record is from the annotation of a GenBank genome assembly.
CUCGACAUCCCAUCCUUCUAUUUUCAUCUGGUAGCUGCCUCCCUCUCCCCUCGCAGUCUUCCAUUGUCUGCCCUUCCUCCCUCCCCCGUUAAUACACCACUUUCCCGGUCGACAAAGCUCUGAACCAAAACUACAGAAUAAGAAAAGAAACUCCAAUCCCAUUCCAAUCACUCGCUCAGUCACUCUGUUCCUUCUUUCUCUCCUCUUCCAACCGCUCCGCUCUUGUAAGAGCUUUUGACGAUUUUUUUGGGUUCGAUGAGGGCUUUUGAUUCAUGCCGCAAUGCCUUCAAUCGAGCCGCCAAUCGAUGCUUCGAUGUCUUCCCUUGUCUAGCAGAUCCCGCGAGGAGAUCAUCGCUGGGAUUGAGGCUAGCAUUGGUGUUGCUGCAUCUACUCUAUGCUGGAGUUCUCUUUCUCUUCGACACUGACUUGAUUGAUAAAACAAAGCAGCAGCCUUGGUUUACUGCUCUGUAUGGCUUGUUGUUCUUCGCAACUUUGGUUCAAUAUUUCGUUACGUCUAGCUCAUCUCCUGGCUAUGUCAUUGAUGCAAUGAGGGACCUUAAUGAGAGAAACGCAAUUGCUAGGCAGGCAGCAAUGAUUUCAAAACAGCCUGCUUCAAGUAAAAAUGGAAACUUGGUUAUAACCAUUGAUGCUACUCAGCAUGGACGCCUGCUUCAUGGAAGUAAUAUAAUGCCAUGGACAAAGCUGGUUUUAGAUCUGUACCCCCCUGGAACGUCGGUCAGAAACUGCACUUGUUCCUAUUGCAAUGUUGAGCAGCCUCCUCGAGCAAAGCAUUGUCAUGAUUGUGAUAAAUGCGUUCUCCAGUUUGAUCAUCACUGUGUUUGGCUUGGAACAUGCAUUGGCCAGGGAAAUCAUUGUCGGUUCUGGUGGUACAUCUGUGGGGAAACAGCAUUGUGUCUGUGGACUGGCAUCUUGUAUAUCACCUAUUUAAAGUCUAACAUCUCGAGGUUUUGGUGGAAGGAUGCCAUCACGAUACUGCUGGUGAUUACUUUGUCAAUCUUCUUAUUAUUUCUGCUUCUCCUCCUGCUUUUCCAUAGCUAUCUUAUUCUUACCAACCAGACCACCUUUGAAUUAGUAAGACGCAGGCGGAUCCCAUAUUUGAGGGGUAUUCCUGAAAGAGUGUAUCCCUUCAGUAAGGGAGUCUGCAGCAACUUGUAUGGUUUUUGUUGUGCUCCUAGAAGCCUAUACAGUUUGGAAAGGAUGCCCUCGAGGGUGGAAAUGGAAGAGAAGUCAAGACCUUACACGUGCUUGGAUAUUUUGACUUGCCGUUGCUGCUAAGAGUUUUGUUUCAUUGUAGAUUUACUUGUGUGCAGAGUAUUCACAAUAGAGUCCAUAGGAAGACAGUUUGUUCACCAAUCAAUCCAUUUGUCUCCUCUUUGGAAAAGAACGACACUUGCCAGGUUUCAGUUUGCCGCUUCUUUAGGAGGAUCUGCAGUUAGGGGAUAAGGCAAUUGUGUUCUUGACUUAAGUAAUGUUGUUUGUACUCUGGGAUAAAUCUCAGCAAGUCUGCUACGUCAUGUGUGUAAUUUGUAUGCUAACGAGGAUGAAAGAAACUGUUGUAUCACUGUGGCCUGUGGGUGUUAUGUAACCCAUUAGAGCGAAGCUGUAACUAUUUGCAAAGCAAGGGAUGCAAAGCAGUUGCGGCCAGAAUGGAGAUGGA